Hyaloscypha bicolor E is the source of this 552-nucleotide messenger RNA. RefSeq lists its product as uncharacterized. The record is from RefSeq and is a predicted model, not a curated record. Lineage: Eukaryota; Fungi; Ascomycota; Leotiomycetes; Helotiales; Hyaloscyphaceae. The transcript has a single exon. The annotation marks the transcript as partial.
AUGCCAGUUGUUAUUACAGCCUUUCGUCAGUAUUUAACAACCGACGAGGAACUGCAAAUCCAUCAACAAUUCCACAGCACAUGGUGUCGGAACAAUCAAGUUAUGUGGAGUGGCAUACUACGGGAAUGUGCUCAGGCAUGGGCAGAUGAACAUAAUAUGGCAACGCUAACUACGGCAAUGGGCCCUUUGAUGACCCCAGGGCAUCCACUAUGCUUGAAGAGCCAGAAAUCGAGCGGGGGAUGGAGCAAAUACAUAAAAGGCGCUUCGGCUCUUUUUGCAUGGCAUAUCUUAAGAGGUGAAAGGGUUAUAGUAUUAUCGCCCCCUCCGGAAAGAUUUCAUCCCUCUGGACAAACGAAUUACCAGGCAAUAGAGGAGCCGAUUUUGAAAAGAGAAAAGGAAGGUGGUACUAGGUUGCGACUCGAAAUGGUCCAUCCGAUGGUGAAAGGAGCUGAGGAUUUCAUCUACCAGAUAUGGCCAGUUGAUCAGACGAAUGCCUGGGUUGAAAGGUUUGGAACGCUAGCCCAGGGGGUACGAUGCUGGAGAUUAGUAAAG